Molecule: messenger RNA, 4413 nt
Organism: Knipowitschia caucasica
Lineage: Eukaryota; Metazoa; Chordata; Actinopteri; Gobiiformes; Gobiidae
Source: the annotation of a GenBank genome assembly
AUGUUGUGUGUGCGCGUGUCUCCGUCAGGGCGUGUGUGGCAGCCGCGGCUCCGUCAGGGCGCGUGCUGCAGCUGUGGCAGUGUCAGGGCGUGUGUGGCAGCCGUGGCAGUGUCAGGGUGUGUGUGGCAGCCGUGGCAGUGUCAGGGCGUGUGUGGCAGCCGUGGCAGUGUCAGGGUGUGUGUGGCAGCCGUGGCAGUGUCAGGGUGUGUGUGGCAGCCGUGGCAGUGUCAGGGCGGUGUGUGGCAGCCGUGGCAGUGUCAGGGUGUGUGUGGCAGCUGUGGCAGUGUAAGGGUGUGUGGUGGCAGCCGUGGCAGUGUCAGGGCGUGUGUGGCAGCCGUGGCAGUGUCAGGGUGUGUGUGGCAGCCGUGGCAGUGUCAGGGUGUGUGUGGCAGCCGUGGCAGUGUCAGGGUGUGUGUGGCAGCCGUGGCAGUGUCAGGGUGUGUGUGGCAGCCGUGGCAGUGUCAGGGCGUGUGUGGCAGCCGUGGCAGUGUCAGGGUGUGUGUGGCAGCUGUGGCAGUGUCAGGGCGUGUGUGGCAGCCACGGCUCCGUCAGGGCGUGUGUGGCAGCCGCGGCUCCGUCAGGGCGCGUGCUGCAGCUGUGGCAGUGUCAGGGCGUGUGUGGCAGCUGUGGCAGUGUCAGGGCGUGUGUGGCAGCCGUGGCAGUGUCAGGGCGUGUGUGGCAGCCGUGGCAGUGUCAGGGUGUGUGUGGCAGCCGUGGCAGUGUCAGGGCGUGUGUGGCAGCCGUGGCAGUGUCAGGGUGUGUGUGGCAGCCGUGGCAGUGUCAGGGUGUGUGUGGCAGCCGUGGCAGUGUCAGGGCGUGUGUGGCAGCCAUGGCAGUGUCAGGGUGUGUGUGGCAGCCAUGGCAGUGUCAGGGUGUGUGUGGCAGCUGUGGCAGUGUAAGGGUGUGUGUGGCAGUUGUGGCAGUCCGUGGCAGUGUCAGGGCGUGUGUGGCAGCCAUGGCAGUGUCAGGGUGUGUGUGGCAGCCAUGGCAGUGUCAGGGUGUGUGUGGCAGCUGUGGCAGUGUAAGGGUGUGUGUGGCAGCUGUGGCAGUGUAAGGGUGUGUGUGGCAGCCGUGGCAGUCAGGGUGUGUGUGGCAGCCGUGGCAGUGUCAGGGCGUGUGUGGCAGCCGUGGCAGUGUCAGGCGUCAUCACUACAGCGUCAUCACCACAGGCACAUCACUACAGCGUCAUCACUACAGCCACAUCACUACAGCGUCAUCACCACAGGCACAUCACUACAGCGUCAUCACUACAGCCACAUCACUACAGCGUCAUCACUACAGCGUCAUCACUACAGCCACAUCACUACAGCGUCAUCACUACAGCGUCAUCACUACAGCGUCAUCACUACAGCGACAUCACCACAGGCACAUCACUACAGCGUCAUCACUACAGCGUCAUCACUACAGCCACAUCACUACAGCCACAUCACUACAGGCACAUCACUACAGCGUCAUCACUACAGCGUCAUCACUACAGCCACAUCACUACAGCCACAUCACUACAGCGUCAUCACUACAGCAACAUCACUACAGCCACAUCACUACAGCCACAUCACUACAGCGUCAUCACUACAGCGUCAUCACUACAGCGUCAUCACUACAGCCACAUCACUACAGCCACAUCACUACAGCGUCAUCACUACAGCAACAUCACUACAGCGACAUCACUACAGCCACAUCACUACAGCCACAUCACUACAGCGUCAUCACUACAGCGUCAUCACUACAGCCACAUCACUACAGCCACAUCACUACAGCGUCAUCACUACAGCCACAUCACUACAGCCACAUCACUACAGCGUCAUCACUACAGCCACAUCACUACAGCGUCAUAACUACAGCAACAUCACUACAGCGUCAUCACUACAGCCACAUCACUACAGCGUCAUCACUACAGCAACAUCACUACAGCGACAUCACUACAGCCACAUCACUACAGCCACAUCACUACAGCGUCAUCACUACAGCAACAUCACCACAGGCACAUCACUACAGCCACAUCACUACAGCGUCAUCACUACAGCCACAUCACUACAGCGUCAUCACUACAGCCACAUCACUACAGCGUCAUCACUACAGCCACAUCACUACAGCGUCAUAACUACAGCAACAUCAUUACAGCGUCAUCACUACAGAGACAUCACCACAGGCACAUCACUACAGCGUCAUCACUACAGCCACAUCACUACAGCCACAUCAUUACAGCGUCAUCACUACAGCCACAUCACUACAGCCACAUCACUACAGCGUCAUAACUACAGCAACAUCAUUACAGCGUCAUCACUACAGCGUCAUCACUACAGCGUCAUCACUACAGCGACAUCACUACAGCGUCAUCACUACAGCGACAUCACUACAGCCACAUCACUACAGCCACAUCACUACAGCGUCAUCACUACAGCGUCAUCACUACAGCCACAUCACUACAGCCACAUCACUACAGCGUCAUCACUACAGCCACAUCACUACAGCCACAUCACUACAGCGUCAUCACUACAGCCACAUCACUACAGCGUCAUAACUACAGCACCAUCACUACAGCGUCAUCACUACAGCAACAUCACUACAGCAACAUCACUACAGCGUCAUCAUUACAGCGUCAUCACUACAGCGUCAUCACUACAGCGUCAUCACUACAGCCACAUCACUACAGCGUCAUCACUACAGCGUCAUCACUACAGCGUCAUCACUACAGCCACAUCACUACAGCGUCAUAACUACAGCAACAUCACUACAGCGUCAUCACUACAGCAACAUCACUACAGCGUCAUCAUUACAGCGUCAUCACUACAGCCACAUCACUACAGCGUCAUCACUACAGCCACAUCACUACAGCGUCAUCACUACAGCGUCAUCACUACAGCGUCUUACUACAGCGACAUCACUACAGCCACAUCACUACAGCCGUCAUCACUACAGCGUCAUCACUACAGCAACAUCACUACAACGUCAUCACUACAGCGUCAUCACGACAGCGUCAUCACUACAGCCACAUCACUACAGCGUCAUCACUACAGCCACAUCACUACAGCGUCAUCACUACAGCGUCAUCACUACAGCGUCAUCACUACAGCCACAUCACUACAGCCACAUCACUACAGCCACAUCACUACAGCGUCAUCACUACAGCCACAUCACUACAGCGUCAUCACUACAGCGUCAUCAUUACAGCGUCAUCACUACAGCCACAUCACUACAGCGUCAUCACUACAGCGUCAUCACUACAGCGACGUCACUACAGCGUCAUCACUACAGCCACAUCACUACAGCCACAUCACUACAGCCACAUCACUACAGCGACAUCACUACAGCGUCAUCACUACAGCGUCAUCACUACAGCCACAUCACUACAGCGUCAUAACUACAGCCACAUCAUUACAGCGUCAUCACUACAGCCACAUCACUACAGCCACAUCACUACAGCGUCAUAACUACAGCAACAUCACUACAGCGUCAUCACUACAGCGUCAUCACUACAGCGACAUCACUACAGCGUCAUCAUUACAGCGUCAUCACUACAGCCACAUCACUACAGCGUCAUCACUACAGCCACAUCACUACAGCGUCAUCACUACAGCGUCAUCACUACAGCGUCAUCACUACAGCAUCAUCACUACAGCAUCAUCACUACAGCGUCAUCACUACAGCGACAUCACUACAGCCACAUCACUACAGCCACAUCACUACAGCGUCAUCACUACAGCGUCAUCAUUACAGCGUCAUCACUACAGCGUCAUCACUACAGCAACAUCACUACAGCGACGUCACUACAGCGUCAUCACUACAGCCACACCACUACAGCCACAUCACUACAGCAACAUCACUACAGCCACAUCACUACAGCCACAUCACUACAGCGACAUCACUACAGCGUCAUCACUACAGCAUCAUCACUACAGCGUCAUCACUACAGCGUCAUCACUACAGCCACAUCACUACAGCAUCAUCACUACAGCGUCAUCACUACAGCCACCAUAUGGGAUCACAGCCUCGGGUCACGCUGAGCGGACACGCACCAUGUGGGGAUCAUAUAAAACAAUGGUUCUAAUCCCGGACAAUCGCUUUAAUCAGCGUUUGAUAAGCGUCCACGGAUACGGAGAAUACCAGAGAUGGACUUACCAUGGACCAGCUGGUUUAUUAAGGAGGCUUAGGGACGUCCUCACAUGGUCCUCAGCUAUAUGGAGAGGGACCAGGAGGUGGCUCAGGGACGUCCACACAUGGUCCUCAGCUGUGGAGAGGGUCCAGGAGGAGACUUGGGAACGUCCUCACAUGGUCCUCAGCUAUGGAGAGGGACCAGAAGGAGGCUUAGGGACGUCCUCACAUGGUCCUCAGCUAUGCAGAGGGACCAGGAGGAGGCUUAGGAACGUCCUCACAUGGUCCUCAGCUAUGGAGAGGGACCAGGAGGAGGCUUAG